Molecule: messenger RNA, 1529 nt
Organism: Dalotia coriaria
Lineage: Eukaryota; Metazoa; Arthropoda; Insecta; Coleoptera; Staphylinidae
Gene: PIG-S
Product: phosphatidylinositol glycan anchor biosynthesis class S
Exons: 3
Coding region: 119-1288 (389 amino acids)
Biological process (GO): attachment of GPI anchor to protein
Cellular component (GO): GPI-anchor transamidase complex
Source: RefSeq, a predicted model, not a curated record
UUUAUCUAUCACUCUGUUAUAUUUAAGAACAUAACCUAAAUAGUUUUAAGGUGCCUCUCUCGCCGCAAUUCAUAAUUUGAGACUCUGAUUAUCAAAGAAACUUUGAUACGUUUAGAAAAUGUCCGAGAUAGAUGAGAAGGGAGAUAAAAUUCAAGACAUUCCCGUCGAAGAUGUACGUUUCAAAGAAGAUCCAGAAUCAAUCUACAGAAUUUAUAGCGUCAUUUCCUAUGUAAUUGUCUUAGUCAUAAUUGGCAUUCCGGUGUGGUGGCAAACUACCAAAGUGUAUCGCGCCCCUUUACCCCUUGAAGAUAUGUUCAAUAUACAGAUACCUUCAAUGAUGAUCCGCCCAGACAGUAUUCCAUUAAGUCUAGAAUAUGACAUACUGAUCACAAUAGUCAAUCCAGAACCAGAAAAGCUUAAAGUGGAUAUAAAUUCAAAUGAAAUUGCUGCCAAUCUGCAAAACUUUAUACAUACUCUAACACCAAUUGCGAACUUCACAGUGAAAAGUCAAUGGUUGUAUUUAGUAGAUUUGGGUAUAGUGCCUGUGCAAGGUGCAGAUCAUCUAAUGGUCUAUGAGCAUUCUUUAACACAUGUUAUUACACCACUGGAAAAGAAAACAUGGGCACACAUGUCACCAAGGCCCUCAUUGAAUUUGGUGAUUUAUUUUCCGCAUUGCAAGUCGCCUCUUUAUGUCUACACAGAUAACAAAGUCAGAGUGCCGUCUAACGCGUUUUUAAAUCUUAGAUGGGGUGGAAUGAUGAUAAACAACGCUGAUGUUGAAUCUUGCAAGACUGGCUUUUACAAGCCAGAUUUAAAACCAAUAGUUGAUACUUUUUUGACUCAAUUGCAAAAACUAAUGUAUUUGAAGAGCUUACAACAGGAAGAUGUAAGAGAGUUGGAAAUGCUGCGAGCAUGGGAAAUGGUGACAUCAACGCGGAGGACAUUGAAAUCUUUGGCGCAAUUAUUAAUUGAAAUUAACAGUAUUGUAAUCAGUGAUGAAGUUGCUGAGAAAAUUCAGAUUGCAUUAAAGAUGGCCGAUGAAGCGGUUGAGUUCUUGAAUGCGGGGGAUGUUGCUAGUGGCUUGAAGAGCGCCAAAAUUGCAUAUACUAAUUCUGAAGCUGCGUUCAGUGAUCCGUCGUUGUUGGCUUUACUGUAUUUUCCUGACGAUCAAAAGUAUGCCGUAUAUAUUCCACUUUUCUUGCCGAUAAUGAUACCGGUUUUCAUGUCUCUGGUGACUAUCCAAAAAUGGCUGAAAAGUAAAAUGACGACGAAGGUAAAAACAAAUUAAAGCUUACCCUCGUACUCAAAAAUGGGUACAUUAAAAGUGAUUUUUAAUAUUUUAUAUAUAAAUUAAAUACGCAAAAACGAUUGUAAAUACUAAAUGUCAUUACACUAGAAUUUCCCAUUUCAUGUUCACAUUUUCAAGUCAAGUCUACACUUUUGGAAUUUACAUCCUUAUCAAAAAUGAUCAACUUUAUAAUCCUUUACUGAUUUCCCCCAUGAUAGAAUAAAGUAAUUAAGAUUCGAAA